Pan troglodytes (chimpanzee) is the source of this 3488-nucleotide messenger RNA. RefSeq names its product olfactory receptor family 2 subfamily A member 25 (gene OR2A25). Lineage: Eukaryota; Metazoa; Chordata; Mammalia; Primates; Hominidae. The record is from RefSeq and is a predicted model, not a curated record. The coding region runs from base 1836 to 2768 and encodes 310 amino acids. Gene Ontology annotation, cellular component: membrane. Gene Ontology annotation, molecular function: olfactory receptor activity; G protein-coupled receptor activity. Gene Ontology annotation, biological process: G protein-coupled receptor signaling pathway. The transcript has a single exon.
AAUAAGUAGUUAUUUAUUUGUACAUGAUAGUUAAGAAGCUAUAAAAUAUGUUAAACAUUCUAUGAAUAUAAGUAUAUGGUUAGAGUUUUAGCUCUAGUUUUGGAUAGAGAUCAGUAUUUUUUAAAUCCCAGGCUAUGACCCAUCAUGAAAUAAUUCAGCCAGCACUUUUACUAAUUAAAUAGAAUACAUUAGACUAGAAUAAAACAGAAAACAAGCGCAUUACACAGAGUAAGGAUUCAAUUGUAUAUAUACUCAUGUGUGUAUGUACUGAGUAGACAUUUAUUACUGUAGGAAUAUAGCAGAAUUUUAGAAAUUUCCAAAUGCAACUAAAUAAAUCAUAUGUAAUAAUUUCACUGCUGGGUAUAUAUCCAAAAGAAAGGAAGUGAACAUAUCAAAAAGAUAUCUUCACAGCCAUGUUUAUUGCAGCACUAUUCACAGUAACCAAAAUAUGGAAUAAGCCUAAGUGCUCAUCAAUGAAUGAAUAAAGAAAAUGUGAUAUAUAUACACAAUGGUAUAUUAUUCAGCCAUGUAAAAGAAUAAAAUCCUGCCAUUUGCAGCAACAUGGAUGGAACUGGAGGUCAUUACAUUAAAUGAAACAAGCUAAGCACAGAAUGACAAAUAUUGUAUGUUUUCACUUAUAUGUGGGAGCUAAAAAUGUGCAUCUCAUGAAGACAGAGAGUAGCUUGGUGGUUACCAGAUGCCAGGAGGGGUAGCAAAAGGGAAACAAAAGAGAAGUUGACUAAUGAGUACAAACAUAUGGUUUCAUAGAAGAAAUAAGACCUAGUGUUCAAUGGAUUAGAAGAGUGACUAUAGUUUACAGUAAUCUAUUGUAUAUUUCAAAACAGCCAGAAGAGAAUAAUUUGAAUGUUUCUAACAUAAAGAAAAGACAAAUAUUUAAGGUGACAGAUAGCCCAAGUACACAGAUUUGAUCUUUAUAAAUUAAAUGAGUAUAUCAAAUUAUCGCAUGUACCCUAAAACUAUUUACAUCUAUUAUGUAUCAAUUAAAAAUUGUUAAAAAUAAAUUUGCAAGAAACAGAAAAAUAUAUAUACAAAUAAAUAAUAUAAAUACACAUUUAUAGUAUAAGAAGUAUACUAUAUAUACAAUAGAUUACUGUAUGAUGAAAUGUACAAUGAAAUAUACAAUAGAUUACUGUAGUCCAAGAAAGGUGACAGGUAACUACAUUCUGAUCAUAAGACAACACAAACAGAGUAGACCCUCUAUGGGUACAAAAGUCAAGACACAAAGAUCUCUGUUUAAAUCCAGCCAAAGUUAGGGCAAACUGCCAUUCUCUUAACUUAAUUCAAGAUUAUGCAAUCAGUAAAAAUCACAAAUUUAAAAAAUAAUUCAUAUAACAAAGGCUCAAAUUGGUGAGAAGACCUGAUAGCAGGAUCAUUGACAUGGUCAUCAUCCCUCUUUCUAUCCUUAUAUAUAGACAUAGACACCAGCACACUUCCACAUGCAUGGAUAUAAGUACCCUGCAAUGAAGGAAUACAGAGGGCAAGCAUCUGAUGUAAUCAUCACAAACUGAGGAAAGAGUCCAUGCUAUUAAAGCAAUUUAAGUAUUAACAUAUUUUGAACUCUAACGAAAGUAGAUUUGAAAAUAAGAUGUAAUGAAUACUAUAAUAUCAUACUAACAUUGAAUUUAUCAUAGAUGACAAAAUGUCCUUGUACUUCAUUUGUAAUGCAUAAUUUUCUCUUAGUAAGUGACUAAGAUCAAAAUAUAAUUGAAGGUGUUUACUUAGAAAACACUCAAUAAUAUGUACAGUUGCAGCAUGCUUAAACAUUUGCCUUAGACAUUCAGACUUGGUGAGCUCCUUGUUUCUUCUACAGGGAAAUGGGGGGAAAUCAGACUUCCAUCACAGAGUUCCUCCUACUGGGAUUUCCCAUUGGCCCAAGGAUUCAGAUGCUCCUCUUUGGGCUCUUCUCCCUGUUCUACAUCUUCAUCCUGUUGGGGAAUGGGACCAUCCUGGGGCUCAUCUCACUGGACUCCAGACUCCACACCCCCAUGUACUUCUUCCUCUCACACCUGGCGGUCGUCGACAUCGCCUGUGCUUGCAACACGGUGCCCCAGAUGCUGGUGAACCUCCUGCAUCCAGCCAAGCCCAUCUCCUUUGCUGGCUGCAUGACCCAGAUGUUUCUGUUUUUGAAUUUUGCACAUACAGAAUGUCUCCUCCUGGUGGUGAUGUCCUAUGAUCGGUACGUGGCCAUCUGCCACCCUCUCCGAUAUUCUACCAUCAUGACCUGGAAAGUCUGCAUCACUUUGGCAUUGACUUCCUGGAUUUUAGGAGUCUUAUUGGCCCUUGUCCAUCUAGUGUUACUGCUACCACUGUCCUUCUGUGGACCCCAGAAACUUAAUCACUUUUUCUGUGAAAUUAUGGCUGUUCUCAAACUUGCCUGUGCAGAUACCCACAUUAAUGAGGUAAUGGUUUUGGCAGGGGCAGUGUCUGUGCUGGUGGGACCCUUCUUUUCCACUGUAAUAUCUUAUGUUCAUAUUCUAUGUGCCAUUCUAAAGAUCCAGUCAGGAGAGGGGUGCCAGAAAGCCUUCUCCAUCUGCUCCUCCCACCUCUGUGUGGUUGGACUCUUUUAUGGCACAGCCAUCAUCAUGUAUGUUGAGCCCCAGUAUGAGAGCCCCAAGGAGCAGAAGAAAUAUCUCCUGCUGUUUCACAGCCUCUUCAAUCCCAUGCUUAAUCCCCUAAUUUAUAGUCUUAGGAACAAGGAAGUCCAAGGUACUCUAAAGAGGAUGCUUGAAAAGAAGAGAACUUCAUGAAAGCCUGAAAGAAUAGUAAAAUAGCUGGCUUCAAAGGGCUUUGAGAUUACAUCUGAACCCAUCCCUACUCAGGAUACAUAAUCACACUCUAGGGAACCCUUUCCAUCUUCUUGAAAUUUUCCUAUGACUACCUCCCGAGAAAGCCCAUUCUGCUUUCCUCUCUCCAGCAUUGAAGGUCGGAGCUGCACAAUUAAUAAAAAUAUGUUUAUACUAGCUGUAUAGUGUACACACUUUUAAUAUAAUUAUGUGAAAUAUUCUGAAAGUUGGAAAUAAAUGUGUAUCUUUUUGUUCUGUAAAUAAGACUUGAAGGCGAAUUUUUGUAGAAUAAGGAUAUGGGAGUUAGGAGAGACUGAUAACAAAGUCAUUAUUUAAUUAUUCUUAAUUUAGAAAGUGCCGGCCGGGCCCGGUGGCUCACGCCUGUAAUCCCAGCACUUUGGGAGGCCGAGACGGGCGGAUCACGCGGUCAGGAGAUCGAGACCAUCUUGGCUAACACGGUGAAACCCCGUUUCUACUAAAAAUACAAAAAAUUAGCGGGGCGUGUUGGCGGGCGCCUGUAGUCCCAGCUACUCGGGAGGCUGAGGCAGGAGAAUGGCGCGAACCCGGGAGAGGCGGAGCUUGCAGUGAGCUGAGAUCGCACCACUGCACUCCAACCUGGGGGACACAGCGAGACUCCGUCUCAAAAAAAAAAAAAAAAGAAAGUGUCAUAUUUAGGCCAGGCGU